Aplysia californica (California sea hare) is the source of this 1200-nucleotide messenger RNA. RefSeq names its product arginine--tRNA ligase, cytoplasmic. Gene Ontology annotation, cellular component: cytoplasm. Gene Ontology annotation, biological process: arginyl-tRNA aminoacylation. The record is from RefSeq and is a predicted model, not a curated record. Gene Ontology annotation, molecular function: ATP binding; arginine-tRNA ligase activity. NCBI's taxonomy places the organism in Eukaryota, Metazoa, Mollusca, Gastropoda, Aplysiida, Aplysiidae.
GAAAAAGAUAUAGAACGUUUGCAAUCAGAGCUCUCAGCUUUGUCCAACCCAAAGCAGCUGAUAGAAGAGGGCAUGGCUUCUCCAGAGCUUGAGAAACUGCGCUCUGAGAAUCAGAAGCUGCAGUACCAGCGGAAUCUCCUGAACAAGUACCUGUCAGAGGAGGAGAAGAGAGUUCGCAAUUGUGCCUUGGACAUUCGAGGUAUCAUCGAGGAUGUGUUUGCCUCCGCCAUCUACGCUGCAUUUCCUGAGCUUCCAAAUCCUGUGGUGCUUGUGGUGCCUAGUGCAAAGUUUGCUGACUAUCAGUGCAACAGUGCUAUGUCCAUUUCUCAGCAACGAAGUGCUGUGACUGGAACAAAGAGCAACCCGAGGGAGGUAGCCCAACUUAUUCUUGAUCAUCUGCCAGAGACAAAGUUCUUUGAGAAGGUUGAGAUAGCUGGACCGGGCUUUAUCAACAUCUGGUUGGACAAGGACUUUGUGUCCAGUGAAGUGACCUUCUUGCUGACCCAUGGUGUGACCCCACCCAAUGUCCAGAAGAAGAGAGUGGUCAUCGACUUCUCUUCUCCUAACAUUGCCAAGGAGAUGCACGUUGGUCAUCUCAGGUCGACCAUCAUCGGGGAGAGUCUGAGCCGCUUGCUGGAGUGGGUGGGACACGACGUGUUGCGAAUCAACCAUCUGGGAGACUGGGGUACCCAGUUUGGAAUGCUCAUCGCUCACCUGGUGGAUAAGUUCCCGAACCUGCUGGAAGAGCGGCCGCCCAUCACAGACUUGCAGGCGUUUUACAAGGAGUCCAAGGUGCGAUUUGAUGAGGAUGAGGCUUUCAAACGACGAGCUUAUGACUGUGUGGUGAAGCUGCAGGCUUUUGAUCCAUUUCAUUACAAAGCCUGGAGAAUAAUUUACGACAUCUCUAUGGAAGUGAACAACGAAGUGUACAAACGGCUUGAGGUGACACUCAAGGAUAGAGGGGAGUCUUUCUACCAGGAGAGGAUGGUGAAGCUUGUGAAGGAGUUGAAAGAACAGGGUAUCACGGAGAUGGAUGAACAUGGACGUACCGUCAUGUUUGUCCCGGGCUUUAACGUUCCCCUGAUGAUCACCAAGUCUGACGGAGGUUUUACCUACGACACUUCAGACAUGGCGUGCAUCAAGCAGAGGCUGCAGGAGGAGAACGCCGAUUGGCUGGUUUAUGUUGUGGGCAACGAGCAG